AGAAAGCGACCCUGGUUUGAGACUGAGGUUCCAAACAUUUCUGGAACAACCAUAAAUCUGGCACAGCUGCUGACAGUGGUUCCAAGGUUCAUUGUUCCAUCACAUUUUCAAGGUCUUCAGAAGAGAAAGGAAGCUAUUCCGAGUCAGUCGCUGUCUCAUCGAUUGCUUGCCAUUUUCUGCCAAUGUAAAAUCUGUUGACUGUGUGUAGAAACCCGAACACGUGGGUUCUUUUCGUUGACCCUAAGAAGAACACACUAAUCAAGUAGGGUUGGUAACUGGUUAACCAAGAUGGCGGCAGCUCUGGCCACCAAUCCGAUCCUUUUGGGUUAUCCAGAUGAACUGAUUGGUCCCGAAAGUGCACAACAUUUAGACUUUACGACUAGCAAAAUUGGCGGAAAGCCGAAUUGGCCACCGAAUGCGAGCACUCAAUUGGAUUUGAAAUGCCAUUGUUGCGGUCACACAACGGUUCUUGUCACUCAGAUUUAUGCUCCUCUGGACGGUUCUGUCUUUCAUAGAACUUUAUAUAUGUUUGCCUGCCUCUCCCCGGGUUGUUGGAACAGAUCUGAGAGCUGGAAAUGCAUUCGGUUACAAAUGGUGGAUCCAAGCUAUAACGUCACCAAAGCCGAGGUUUUGCCCCCCGUAAAAAACACCCAAUCUAGCUUAUUCUCAGAAUGUGACGACUGGGAUGACGAUAUUGAAGAAGAGAAUGGGAACGUGCUUCCUCCGAAAGCAAAAUUUCUCGAGCAAUUCGAUUCCCUUACUUUGUCAGAUGAUUCUCACCAUCGGUCGCACUCUUCGCCGAGUAGUAGUGAUGAUACCAGUGAGAUUGGCCCGGAACCCGUGGAUCCAAAUGCUAAUGCCAAUGCAUGUAUCCAAGGAGCAGCGGCCAUGACUCCCGUGGAUGAUGCGAAAAUUGGGUCCAUGGGAUCGGCUGAGAUUGAGGCAGACCAGGACGGUACGGACAUGAUCGCCAUUGACACUCCGGAACUAGGGGAUGUGAAUAUCCCCAGACUAUUCCAAACGGCUACAACCAACGACAACAUGCGGCAAAGAAAUGCGAAUACCGAAUUUAUCCCAUAUUACUUAGCCGUGGAAGAAGAAGCUCCAGGUCAAGGAUUGGACUCUCCAACUCUCACAGAGCACGAGCGCCAGCUUUUAUUGGAGUAUAAGGCCAAAGAAGCUGCCAGUGGGUUGAAAGAAGUGUCUCAAAGGACUAGAAGCACCGGAAAUGGGGAUAGGGAUGGAUACGAAAAGGUCCUACCUCGGCAUGGAGAUGCUUACUUUCACAAGUUUAUUAGCGUCAUCCAGCAAUGUCCUGGGCAAAUUUUGAGGUAUUCACGCGAUCCAAAAACCGAACCUCUACUCCUUCGCGAGCACCCCCGGCCAUUGGGUCUUUUGAAAUGCUCCCAUUGUGGUGACAGAAUGAUCUGCGAAGUCCAGAUUCUCCCAACUUUGCUUCCUGUGCUUCAUCUCCGCUCGUCUGUGGCGGUGUACGAACCGGAUGCCACCACAACCAUCUCUUCUGCGUCCUCCGAGGCUUUGGAGUUUGGAACCGUUUUGAUCUACACAUGCCGCGCCAGCUGUUGGGAGACCAGCGAUGAUAAAAGCUAUCGAUUGGAGCACGUUAUUGUCCAGGAAGAAGUUAUUUAGGACCGGUGGCAGUCUGGUAGACCUUGACGGUCGGUGGUCCAACGCCGCGAAAUAAUCAAUAAGUGUAGGAUAGUUGUCAAAGGAUAAUAAGGAUGCACUUCCCCGGAAUUCUGGGACCAAUGAAGCGCAAUGAUGAACGAGUGUUUCCAACAAACUUUCGAGAAAGCAUGCUUUUAGACAAAGUUUCAUGUUUGCUCCCCUCAAAGAAGACUUGCCUGAAGGUAUUUCUUUAGCUUUGAAAUGGAACAAAAUGGGUGCGCAGGUCCCUCCAAUUUUCUAACAUUCCUAGCACAAAAAAUGGAGAAGGUUUUGCUCCUUGGGAACCCUCAAGUCUCCAGAGCAUAAGCGCGUUGUCAGUCAAUCUUUCAAAAUGCCACACAAAAAAAAAACAAGUCGCCAACACACAUAUCUGAUCCUCCCCAGCACACUGCAUAAUACGCUUCUAUACGUGUACGUAUGAAAGAAUGAGUGAGACAAAUACAUCGAAAUAACAUUAUUAA
This is a messenger RNA of Tigriopus californicus, 2150 nucleotides long. It is a transcript of the gene trus, whose product is annotated as programmed cell death protein 2-like. The coding region runs from base 289 to 1650 and encodes 453 amino acids. The transcript has 4 exons. Gene Ontology annotation, cellular component: cytoplasm. NCBI's taxonomy places the organism in Eukaryota, Metazoa, Arthropoda, Copepoda, Harpacticoida, Harpacticidae. The record is from RefSeq and is a predicted model, not a curated record.